GGGUUUGUUCUAUCUGUCAAUCCAGGGGGCAGAAUUGUAGAGUCGCGAUUGUUUCGCAGAUCACUUGUUUCCCUGGUGGGGCAAGAGAGUCUGAGAGCCAUGUUACAUACAUGCAACUCUUAUUGCGUAGUAGUUGACGCGUGGAGGGGUGGGAGUCUCAACUGCAAUGUUUGUUUAUUGGGUGGUCAGUGAUGCAAAGCUUGAGCCUCGAGGAGUUGCAUGGUCUUUGUCCAUGUAUGUUUUGUUUUCUGUUUGUUGGUUCGUCUCGCAUAUCCACCUCUCUUGCCGGUACUGUUUCCGUAGGUUAAACCAUUUGGGCUUUGGCAGUCUACGGCGGGGCGAGAAGGGGCCAGCCGGGGAGAAGGGAGGAAAGGGGGCGUUUGUCCGUCUGUCUGUGUUCUUGACUUUACAAGGUACGGACGGGUAUUCCCACAUUCAGGCGUUCUCACGGGACAUGCUUGUAUGUUUACGAUGGAAAGAGACUACCUUAGUGUAUUGCUUAAUCAUAGGCGAACGAGCCUUCUUUCUUCUUCAUCAGGUCCUUUUUCUCCCCCUUCUCUCUGCAUUGGGUCUGGUCUCGUCUUUGGCCCCCCCGAACCUUCUCAUCGUACCACAUGUUCCACGCCGUCGUCGUUUAAAGGUGGGUGGCCUCGUGGCCAUCGAUUUGGCUAUUAGUCGAGCAAGACCCGCGCGCCCACGGCGGCAACGAGGACUGAGAGUCUGUGACAUGCCAAAAUGGGUCGGCUGUAUGCGCAUGGCCACCCAUUUCCGUUCAUUCUGGGUGGCAUGGAUGCAAAUAGCUCCACCCGGUCGUGGAACCGAGGGGCCGAAAAUAAUCAAACAAACCCAAGGCAAAGGACCAGAAGCGGCGUGGCCGUCCAGGAAGUCGGGAGCAAAAAUGCGCGUCCAGCAGAGGUGCAGCAGUGCCGGAUUCCCAUGGGUUCAUCACUUCAUCGCCUCGACGGUGGAGACCCCGUCGCCUCGGAAGACUAGCGCCGCCCCCCACGUUCCGGUGCUUAGCCCGUGGUUCGGGAUCCACCCGACUCUGCGGUUUGCCCAGCAGUGAGAACACCAGGGACCAACAACAGUCGCCAGUCGCUCGGCAAACGGGAUACCUACUGCAGCAGUCUCUGCACAUUCUGACAGUCUAGGUGUCUAGCUGCAGCGUAUCUGUAAGGUAGUCAGCAGGGCGGC
Molecule: messenger RNA, 1194 nt
Organism: Colletotrichum acutatum
Lineage: Eukaryota; Fungi; Ascomycota; Sordariomycetes; Glomerellales; Glomerellaceae
Exons: 1
Coding region: 167-1066 (299 amino acids)
Source: RefSeq, a predicted model, not a curated record